This is a messenger RNA of Eriocheir sinensis (Chinese mitten crab), 5415 nucleotides long. It is a transcript of the gene Dhap-at, whose product is annotated as dihydroxyacetone phosphate acyltransferase-like. Gene Ontology annotation, molecular function: glycerone-phosphate O-acyltransferase activity. The coding region runs from base 191 to 2224 and encodes 677 amino acids. Gene Ontology annotation, biological process: ether lipid biosynthetic process. The record is from RefSeq and is a predicted model, not a curated record. Gene Ontology annotation, cellular component: peroxisomal membrane; mitochondrial membrane. NCBI's taxonomy places the organism in Eukaryota, Metazoa, Arthropoda, Malacostraca, Decapoda, Varunidae. The transcript is spliced from 15 exons.
UAUUCCCUCAAAAGACAAGUUCCAUACAUGUUAACCAGAGCUGUCAGGGCCGAGUUCUCUCACAACACCAGCAGACGACACCCAUACGCGUCUCGUACACCAUAUAUACACGUUAUUUACACCCUCAUUGACCUCCUGUGACCUCCUGUGACCUGAAAAGGUCACCAGGUGUGCGAGGGUCAUUAGCAGCAUGGAGAGCCAGGCGACCCUUCCCCCCCCCUGCCCACGUAAGGUCAGGGUCGCCGAGGGCUACUCUGACCUCCUGGCUGAGCGGCGGGAGACCAGUGACUUGCGCUGGGCCAUCAGGGAGUGGAGGUCAAGGGGGAACUACCGCUAUGGCCAACAAAUGACCCGCAAGGAGAUUUUUGACCAUGUUGUCGGGUCAGAUCGGGUCAAACAUACUAUUGCCAAGCUGGCCGAGGAGGGAGGUGACCCCAAGGCGCUGGAGGGCGAGGUGGCGGACAUCCUUGAGCAGAUGGGUCACACGCAAGAGCUCGGGGUCAUCCGCCAGUUCGCUUUCGUGCUGCCAAAGAUCAUGAAGAAGAUUUACCGGAAGAUUCUGAUCAAUGAGGACGGAAUAGAGAAGCUCCGUAGUACCAUGGUAGACACACCAGUCAUCCUCCUGCCCACCCACCGCUCCUAUGCUGACUUCCUCCUCAUCUCGUACAUCGCAUACCACUACAACCUCCCCCUGCCUGUCAUCGCGGCCGGCAUGGACUUCAUGAACAUGGCGGUCAUCGGGGACAAAUUGAGAGGAUCCGGCGCCUUCUACAUCCGCCGAUCCUUCAUGGACAACCCUCUCUACUGGGCUGUCUUCCAGGAAUAUGUCCAGACCAUCGUGAAGUCCACAGGCUCCCCACUCGAGUUCUUCCUGGAGGGCACAAGAAGCAGAAGUGGCAAGUCGCUGCCCCCUAAGAUUGGCCUGCUGGGGUGUGUCUCGGAGAUCUGGCUGCGGGGACAGCUGCCAGAUCUUGCCAUUGUGCCCAUCAGCAUCUCCUACGACCGCACGCUGGAGGAGAAACUCUACGCCUACGAGCUUCUUGGUGUUCCGAAGCCGCCUGAAUCAACCUCUGGUCUGUUGAAAGCCACCAGCAUCUUGAAGGAGAGUUUUGGGGACAUCUUCAUCCACGUGGGGGAGCCGGUGUCCCUCAGAGGCUACCUUGGGCCACGCGUCGAUCGGUACCUGAGCGCUUCCGUACCACAGCACCUCUCCACGGUGACCAAGACGGAGCUCUGUGCGUGCGAGUCCCUGGGUUAUCAUGUGCUCCGCCGCAUCCAGCAGGGCGCGGUGACCAGCGUGUGGAGCGUGGUGUGUGUCCAGCUGGCUCGGUCGCUCCAUGCUGGCCGCUGGUCCCUCCCACUGCCUGCCCUGGUGGAGGAGGUCGCCUGGCUCAUUGGGAUACUUAGGAGAACAGGCGCUGCGGUGGCCCUCGAAGGCAGCGUGGAGGAGGCGGUGACGAGGAGUCUGGAGGUACACAAGCAGGUGGCGAGCCUUGGCGAGGAUGGGACGGUGCACAUCAGGCAGAUCCACCAGCCAGGGUCACACCCGCCCAACACAAAGAAAAAGAUGGACUUGUCAUCCGCCACCGUGGAGAGCGCCGUCACCCACCUGGUCCUUCAGCACUACAUCAACCAGGCCAUCCACCUCCUCAUCCGCCCGGCCCUGGUGGCGCUGGCCCUGCGCUCCUUCCACCACGGAGGCAAAUCCACUCCUGAGAACUUGAAGCAGAGGUUUUCGUUCCUCCGCUCCCUCUUCGGUUUCGACUUCAUGUUUGAGAAGGACAUGGAAGGGAGGGACUUCAUGGAAGGCCUGUCCGUGCUGACCUGGUGCGGGGAGGUCAGCGUAGUUCAAGACCAGGUGCUGAUGGUGCGCUCCGGAAGUCGCCUCCUCACCGCCCUGCUGCACCUCCUUGCCCCCUUCACCCUCGCCUACACCUGCACGGCCCUCACGCUGGACUCCAAAGUAUGGCCGGACAACAAUGGCCAGCUGCUGACGGCCAUCCAGGACCAGGUCGAGAGGUCCAUCGGCACCUCGAACCUCUACUCGGCCCUCUCCCUGGACUCCAUACGCCAUGCUGUCCGCGCCCUCACCAAGAUGGGCGCCGUCACCAGAACCAAUGGUGAGGACAAGCAGGUCAGGCUCGUCCCAGACCACCAGAAGCUGACCUCAAUAGUGGACGUCCUGAGCUGCAAACACGAUAGUAAGCUACAGGCCAGAUUAUAGCCCCCCUCAGCCCUGCCAGGUGAGUGUGGGCUAGGGACAGGCGGUGGACGGAAGCGGUGAAUGUGGACAUCUCCACCUACCAUACGCCUGUCGCUUUUUAUACAUCCUUUCUACGUUAUAUUAGUGUCUGGUUGCUAGUAUGUAAGCUGCCAACCAGGUUAUAAGCCCCUAUUAAAAACAAAACUUAUAUUGAGUCCCGUUACUACUCAGUAUUGCAUGGGUGUUCUGGUUUGUCCUGUCUUCAGAGGGACAAACUAAAAACUUGUUGGUCAGAUCUCCACUGACGUAAAACUUGUAUGGAGUCCCCAGUGCUAUGCUGACUUGAGCCGUGUAAUAGUGAAGGGGACGGAAGGUUCAAAACUACUUCCUCUGCUGUUCUGGAAGCAUAUUUAUAAAAUCUGGUCUUGUGUGUGACGCCCAAUCUUGCCUCCGCUAGCUAAUGAUGUAACUGUGUCCUGGGUCACUCCCGGGAUGGUGACACUUGCCAUGUUGGAAUCAAAUGUAGCUGUGUGGUUCCUGCCUCCACCUCUAGUCAGCCAAACAAAGGUGGUGUGUCUGGCAGGUCUUGGUGUUCGUUUUGAUAUUUAGUUUAGAUUUAUAAAGAUGGACUUUUUUGUGUGUGUUGCAGAUGUUCAAAGUGUGAUCUGUCAGCAUGAAGAGACAUAUAGUGCAGGUGUGAUGGGAUGGGCAUUCAUUAUACUAACGAAGCCGUCGCAGGUUAAUGAUACAAAUUAAUACCGUGGCUCAAGGUAACGGUUAACCCAAAGAAAUAGUCAUCAGAUAAUUAGGUGAAGUGCAGCAAGUUAUAAACACGUCUGCAAGUUUCAAGGUUUUCACGACUUCCAAGAGUAAAAAAGCAACAGUUAUCAUAGUAUUACAUUUAUUACAGAGGGACAUUACCCAUUCUCUAAUCUCACUAAGUACUUUGAGCGUGUGCAGUUGCCGACGAGAAUAUCAAUCCACCUCCCGAACUUGACUCAGUGGCUUCUUUUCUGUCAUUUAAGGAAUUAUUAUGUGAGGGGUUAUUUCUGCCUAUGCUUGACAUACUACACUCCCUCAUGUUGAACUCCAUUUGCCACUUCCUCACCCAAUCAUUCAAUCAAUCAAGUUCGCCCUGCAGUACACAAGCAUCCUGAUCUAACGGGCUGGGGAGGAUUGAUACUUUUGUCGACAGCCGUCCUCAAGGCCACGUACCGGGUGUCUUGUUGACUGUUUGGCAGAGUCCUCAGAGACAGGCCAGUCUUAUGCAUUCAAUGUAUAUGCUGUAAGUUAAUGGACUUUGUACCUGACUAUUCAAGUUGCCAUAACAAACAUGAGCAAUUUUCAAUUGCCCUUCACAAAACAAAAAAAAACAACUAUGCAAGCACUAAAUUAUAGACAUUAAAGUAACACAAAAAUGUGCAUAGCUCAUUCAAAAGAUAUUCAAGGAAAGUUUUGACUCCAUAUAUUCAAAAGGAAUACCACGUUAUAAAAAUCAGUAAACAAUCAAUUAUAAUAAUUGUGUUAAGAAUCAUCACAGUAAUGACAGUAGUAAUCUUGCAUCAACCACUAAUCCAGGGCUCAGUGAACUCUCAUGAAAGACACUGAAAACUGAAGCAAAGGUUCAAGGUAGAAAUACCAAGGAACAAACAAAACUAACAAAGGCUUUCUGGAAGACCAAAGAGAAGAAUCUAAUAACUUUAAGCGUCGUCACUUUCCACACAAGUGACAAAGGUUGGCACACACCGGCGCUGCUAACACACACACACACACACACACACACACCGGUGGGGAACACUGCACAUUGCCCUGACACACACCUGUAGAAAAAUAACUUCUGACCAUUCGCCCGCCUCAGCAGGGACUAAAUAUCUACCAUUGUGACCCCUCCUGUAAUUCACCCACACACUCAUACAUACGCACACAGGAUGUAGAAAUAUAUACACCGGUCCAGGGACACGGGGGACAGACACACCAGGAACUCCAGAACACAGAGCAAGAUGAAGGAAGGCCGCCAAGGGUUCACUUUUGCCGUAUGUUUCAUGAGCGGUCACUUUUUAAUUCAUUAUUGUCAGUUUUUAGAUGCAAUCCCCUGAGGAAUGCAGAUGAAAGAAUGAAGAAAGGGGGAUUAAAGUACCGUGCUUCCAGUCCUUCUCUCUGCUGCAUGAAUGCCAGGCGACGUUACCAGAUUCCCGUACGCAUAACACUGUAUUUCCCAUUUUCUGGGCCAUAAAUAUUGCAAAAAAGAGGAUCAUUAAUUACCGAUUUUAACAAUAAUUAUAAAUGCACAUUGUUAUCUUUGUGGGUGCGAUAGUUUUUGGUCAGAAAUCGGCAAAAACAAUACGCCAAGUACGACAAUCUGGUAAUGUUGAUGGCGGCUACAGCGAGGAAGUCACUGGCCUGGUGUCUUGCCGUGUGUUCAGGGACGUCCCUCGCUGGGUAAUGUACAAAUACGGCCGUAUGAUUACAACACAGUGGACGAGAACCAUGAACACCAACACACAAGUUUUUCAUUCCAGUAUUUGGGAGCAACGAGCGUGGUGUAACAAGUUAAGUGGUGAACCUCUAAGUGUGAGUCACUCUAAACCAGAGGAUCCAUGACUUCCAGCACUCAGACAAGCGUUAAGGGGCUAUUACACUGGGCAAAUUUUCCGUGGAUCUUCAGUCAAACCACGAUUUCCGCUGGCGUGGUUCUCAUAUUUCCGUGGUUUUCUGACGUGUCCACGAUCUUCCAAAGCUACGGUAGAUUUCACCAAAGGACGACGGUAUUACUCACCAUCAUCAUCAUCAGCAAUAACAAGAAAUAAAUGAGAACCACGCCAGCGGAAAUCGUGGUUUGACUGAAGAUCCACGGAAAAUUUGCCCAGUGUAAUAGGCCCUUUACUCUUCAUUAUAAAAUCUCUAUAUUAACCAUGACUAAUGCUAGAAACUGUUCCAAAGCUCAGUUUACUCUUGUUCAUUUGUAUGCUUCAAUAUAUUAUAAAUGACAGCAGCAGUGAACAGGACAGCUAACCAGAAAAUUCAAGCAUAGAUUUCUGUGAGGUAAAGAAAGAUGUGCAAGCUGUCUGUCUUCAAGUCGUGGUGACGCUGAAUGUUGUUAAGACACGAACGCACUAUUGUAAAGUUCCAGAUCUGGCCAAAGCACAUGUUAUUAAUUUAUGUAUAAAAUAUAUAAAAAGAAAAACCAUGAAUAAAGAACUGCACAAAUGUUU